Drosophila guanche is the source of this 4250-nucleotide messenger RNA. RefSeq names its product circadian locomoter output cycles protein kaput. NCBI's taxonomy places the organism in Eukaryota, Metazoa, Arthropoda, Insecta, Diptera, Drosophilidae. Gene Ontology annotation, biological process: regulation of transcription by RNA polymerase II. The record is from RefSeq and is a predicted model, not a curated record. Gene Ontology annotation, cellular component: aryl hydrocarbon receptor complex; nucleus. The transcript is spliced from 2 exons. Gene Ontology annotation, molecular function: DNA-binding transcription factor activity, RNA polymerase II-specific; protein dimerization activity; RNA polymerase II cis-regulatory region sequence-specific DNA binding. The coding region runs from base 989 to 3304 and encodes 771 amino acids.
ACAUAUCGCAUGUCAUCGAUCAAUAUAUCGAUAUGCAACCACAAAUGUCGUCGUGCGCUACAUAAUUGUUUAAUAAACAAUUAAUCACUUAAUAUAAACAAAACUAGUGCGAUUAUUGGUAAAUGUGUGAUGAAAAAAAUAAACGCAGCUCAAAUUGACACACGAGAGGACGAGAGAGAAAGAGAGCAAGGCAAAGCAAAGCAGCACUUACCUCACUCAUCUACGACGAUCCACAACAACAAAAACAACAAACAUAAUAUUAACAUCAGCAGCAGCAACAACAAAAACAACAACAAAAUACUUAAAUUCGCAACGCAAUCAAAAACUACAACAAAAACGAAGCAGCAAAAAAAAAAUAAAUAUAUUAAGAAUAACAAGAACCAUACUAAAAUAGAGCGGAAAAAUACGGGAAAAGAAUAAUUCCCAGCUGAGGCAAAUAAACAGUAAUUAAAAAAAAAAAGAGAAAACAUAUGUACAACGUUGCGUGAGAGAGUGACUUUCGAUGGUGAGAGCCCGCGCGACAGUGCGAGCGAGCGAGAGCGAGAGAGGGUCGUAGGUAAAGGUGGUUAGCCAUAACAACAACAACAGAAACAGCAACAACAUCACGACAGCAUAAGCGAGACCUUGAAAACUUUAAAGAAAAGCAAAUAUAUAUACAUGUGUAUAUAUGUAUACAUAUGUAUAUCAAAUAUUAAAAACUAAUAAAAGAGCGAACAUCGUGAGAGAGAGCCAUCGGCAGCAGCAUAAGAAGUAGUAGUACUAGUACCAGUGGAGGAAGGGAGUGCGAGUGCGAGUGAGAGAACACUCCCCAUCAUCCUGUUAUGGAGAGUGACGAUUUCCAUUUUCCGCAAGGCGCCAAUUAGCGAAUGGGAAACGGGUAACGGUGGAAAACCAUAAGAACGUUUCAAUCAAAAGCAAGGCAAAAACAAUUUACACACACACACACAAGCACCAGAACACCCACACACACAUAACAGUAACGUGCGCAAUGGCCGCAGCAGAGACAGCAACAGCCGCUGCCGCCGUCGACGUCGCAACAACAGCAGCAGCAUCGGCAGCAUUGGGCUCAUCCGGUGGGCCAGGAGCGGCGGCGGCUGCUGCUGCAUCGGAGGCAGCAAAUGGACGAGAGGCCCGAAAUCUGGCCGAAAAACAGCGACGGGACAAGCUCAAUGCCAGCAUACAGGAGCUGGCCACGAUGGUGCCACAUGCAGCCGAAUCCUCCCGCCGCCUGGACAAGACGGCCGUCCUGCGUUUCGCCACCCACGGCCUCCGUCUCCAGUAUGUUUUCGGGAAGUCGGCCACACGACGGCGGCGUAUACUCUGCCUGAAGGGUGUGUCAUCGCAGGACCCAUCCAGCGGCAAUACAGCGUCGGCCGCCACACAGAAUCCCAGUCUCCAUUUAACGGACACGCUGAUGCAGCUGCUCGACAGCUGCUUUAUCACCAUCACCUGCAAUGGCCAGAUCGUUCUGGUCUCCUCCAGCGUGGAGCAGCUGCUGGGCCACUGCCAGUCGGAUCUGUAUGGGCAGAAUCUGUUGCAGAUCACGCACCCGGAUGACCAGGCCCUGCUCCGACAGCAGCUCAUUCCACGUGACAUCGAGACGCUGUUCUACCAGCAGCGCCAGACGACGCAUUCUCAGAAGCGGCAGCAGCAGCACCGCUCUACAUCCACAUCGGCAUCCGUUUCGGGCAGCGAUGUGGAGGAGGAUGCCGACGAGGAGGCGGACGCGGAGCCGGACCUCGAAGAGAUGACAGCGGACCAAGACCUAGGCUGCGAAGAGAUCUAUCCACGACGCAGCCCCAGCCCUCGUACCAUUGCCCAUCUGGCGGCCAUAGACGAAAGGCUGCGCUCGGAUCGCCGCUGCUUCACGAUUCGUGUGGCGCGUGCCUCCACGCGCGCCGAGGCCAGCCGCCAGUACGAGCGGGUGAAGAUCGAUGGCUGUUUUCGGCGCAGCGACUCCUCGCUGACGGGCGGCGCGGCUGCCAAUUAUCCCAUUGUCUCGCAGUUGAUCCGUAGAUCGCGCAACAACAACAUGCUGGCUGCGGCCGCAGCAGCAGCCGCUGCCGAGGCGACGGCAGUCGCAGCAGCUGCGGCGGCCAUUACCGGUUGUCUGCCCCAGCACGAUGCCAUUGCCCAGGCGGCGCUGCAUGGCAUCAGUGGCAACGACAUUGUCCUGGUGGCCAUGGCCCGUGUGCUGCGCGAGGAAGGUGUCCGUGCCGAGUCGCCAGAAUGCGAGGACUUUGGCUCCAGUCUGCUCUACCGCCAGCCCGAACCGUACCAGCUGGAAUAUCGGACGCGGCACCUCAUCGACGGCAGCAUCAUUGACUGUGAUCAAAGGAUUGGCCUUGUCGCCGGCUACAUGAAGGAUGAGGUGCGAAAUCUUAGUCCGUUCUGCUUUAUGCAUCUGGACGAUGUCCGCUGGGUGAUUGUGGCUCUGAGGCAGAUGUACGACUGCAACAGCGACUAUGGCGAGAGCUGCUACCGUCUGCUGUCGCGCAAUGGACGCUUCAUAUACCUGCACACGAAGGGAUUCCUGGAGAUUGAUCGCGGGAGCAAUAAGGUGCACUCGUUCCUGUGCGUCAACACGCUGCUGGACGAGGAGGCCGGCCGUCAGAAGGUGCAAGAGAUGAAGAACAAGUUCUCGACCAUCAUCAAGGCGGAUGUGCCGACGCAGAGCAGCAGUCCGGAUCUGCCUGCCUCGCAGGCGCCCCAGCAGCUGGAACGGAUUGUCCUGUACCUCAUUGAGAAUCUACAGAAAAGCGUCGAGGCCGAGUCCGGCGGUGUACAGCCGAUGGACACCAGCAUGCUGGACGAUGGCUACAGCUCACCGGCCUCCUCAUCGGCCACCAUGCUCACACUGGAGGAGAUGGCGCCAUCGCCCACGCAAUCCCAGUCGCAGAACCAAUUGGCCCUCGUACCGCCUGCGCCCAGUUCUGUAAAGAAUUCCAUCUCCAAGUCGGUGAGUGUGGUCAAUGUGACGGCAGCCCGCAAGUUUCUCUAUCAGCGGGAGCAGCAGGAGCAGCUGCAACGGGAGCAAUCUGCCACAAGUGUCAUCCGACAGCUGAGCAGUUGCCUGAGCGAGACGGAAACCAGCUCAAUGCUUUCGCCCGCGAGCAGUGUCAGCGGUGAUAUAUCGGAUACACCUGAAACCAAUAGCAAUACUCCGCCACCCAUCCUUCUACAAUCCCAGUCCCAAUCCCAGUUGCAGUCCCCUGUUGCGGUGAGGCCCAGUGUGCUGCACAAGUCUCCGGCUACACCCACAACCACACAGCUGAGGGCGGCAUUGACGAGUGCGCUGCAAUGACCAGACGGAUGAGCUGGUGCUGGUGAUGGUGUCGGUUGUGGUGAUGGUGAUGGAGCGGCACGACGCAGACGUGGGCGUUGGCGUCGGCGACGUUGGAGAUCCAUGUCCAGUGUUGUGAAAUGCUUGUUUGCCUUCCAAGUGAAAAAGAAACGAAAAAACCGUUGUUAGCAUCAUUAUGUAAUAAUUAGAAUAGUGUAUAUAUGAUAUGUAUGUAUGGAUGGAUGGAUGUGUGUAUGUGUCAGCAUGUAUGAGUGCCUGUAUGUGUGUGCAUGUGUGUUCGAGUCCAGUGUUCGGUUCCAGCAGCCCUCGCCCCCUGCCCCAUACAACGCCUAAUAUCAUCCCCCACUCAUUAACAGUUAGAGCAUCGAUUGAUGCCAAUCGCUGAGCCACAGAUAACAAUCGCCUAUCGCAAACACAACAAUCACCACCCCCAGCCCCAGCCCAGCCAUCCAUCUGUUUCACUCUAACCCACGUCCGAAGCCUGGCUUCAAAGAGAGAUAUCAAAGCAAUACUCAUACGAACACUGAUAGGGAUAGAGAGAGAGAGAGCGUGACCAAACAAUAGAGAGCGGUCAGGUGUUUUCGGUGUGGUUUUGGUGGGUGGCGGGUGAGUUACCGAUCAGCCAGUGACUGAUGGAGAGAGAGAGCGAUAGAGAGAGGAAGAGAUGCAUAAAUGAAUGAAGUGAAUUUGGUUACAAGAAAAGUGCGUGUCGUGUUCCGAAUACAUUUUAAUACCCUGUAAAAAAUUCAAAACACGAUCAAAAUCAAUAUACCCGCUCGCCAUGGUGGCGAGACAAUAAUGUUCUACAAUAAUUCCUGUGGGAUAUUUCCCAGUGUGCAUAUCUCAAACUCGGGUCUUGUUUUCAAUUGAAUUAUCGCAGACAAUUUGACUACAUUGUAUACGAAAGUGAAACAUCUAAAACAAUAUAUACAUAAUUAAUAAUUAA